AUGUCCUUUGACUGGCUGAAUAUUCCGGGUCUUAAUACAGAGGACAACACCAACAUCAACAACAACAAUAACACCGGUGCCAGCACGAACAAUGGACCUGGAGGCUUAAAUGGUUCAUUGGGUCCACCUAGUGUUUCAUUCGAUUUCGGUUUCCCCAUGAAUGGUAAUAACACAGGGUUACCCACUAUGGAUCAAUCCGUAAGGAGUCAAAGCGAUACCUCUAUUGUAAACAUGUCAUCAACGGAUGCUGUUAGUGAUUAUUCGGAGACUUCAGACGAUCUGAGGGUACCACUGUCUCUAUCACAAACUCAAUUGACCAACGAGGAGCUGAGAACUUACUUGAGAUGGUACAACUACAUAAUAGCAAAGACACAUGGGAAAUUGGUAAGAUUGAUGGACGUUUUCAAAUUCCUUUGCAAUUUUAACAUUACUGAUCAAUUGAAAAAUCGUAUAAUGGCGAUAUUUAGAAGUUGUAAAAAUGCAUUAAACAUUGGUCAAUUUUUUGCCGUUUUGAGAUUGGUAUCAAAGGCAUUAUUGCAAAAUGUACUACCAACAAGAAAGAUGAUCCUGGAUAAGGCCCCUAUUCCCAAACCAAAACCUAUUAUAACAAUAUCCACCGAUAAUGAUCAAGAAGUUUAUGAAGAAGUGGACGAGGAUACACCUAAUACUGCCAAUGGUAAUAAUAAUGAGAAUGGGAAAGUUGAUUUUGACUCAUUUACUUCAUUAUUACUUACGGGUAGAACUGCAAGAAAGAGAAUAAGAAGAAAGAUUAAAAAUGCCGUAUUUAAAAAUAAAAGAGUUAGGUUUGCUGAACAUAUCACUUUCCAAGAACCACCAAAACCAAACAGUGGUAAUGAAAAUAACAAUAAUAAUGCAAUGAUAUUGAACCAGACUACAAAUAAUAAUAACAUGGACGAUUCAUCAUCUGCUGUUCCACAAGGUCCUCUAGAUUUAAGUUUACCAAUGGAUCAAUUAUUGAAACAAAUGGCAUUAAGAAAGAAAAAUAAUUCAGCAUUAGUUUCCACUUUACCCAAUGAACAACAAGAGACAGAAGAAGAAAAGGAAGUGCUAGAAGAUAUGAAGGAUUCCCUUUCUCAUUUUAAAAAUAUUACGACGGUAGAUUCCGCAACAUUGCUUCCCGAUAGUACUUCAACAAUGCAACCAAUGUACAUGAAUAAUGAAAAUAAUGCAUUGAAUCAAAAUAAUCCCAGUAUGAAUCAAGUCCCAUUGCAACCAUUGAAACCAACCGCAACAGGUUCAGCAAACCAUCUAUUUCGUCAAGAAUUUGCUCAAAAUACAAAUCCCAUCUCUGAUUCAAAUCAAAUGCCUUUACAACCUUUAAAACCAACUGCGACAGGAUCUGCAAAUUAUUUAUUUCGAAGUUAUUUUGAACAACCAACUCAGAAUCAAACUACACAACAAGCCCAACCACCACAAACAAACAAUAACAGCAAUAUGAACACUUUACAGCUACAUCCCACGGCAACAGGAUCUGCUAACUACUUAAUGAAACAACAAGGACCCACCCCAUCUCAAGGAAUCCGUAACGAAACCAGCCCCAUACAAACUCCUAACAUUUUUGUAUCACCUCAAACUACAGGUCAAUUUAUGAACAUGAACCCGUCUCAACAUAACACUUAUCUCCAACAACCCCAAUCUCACAUGAAUACAUUACAACAACAAAAUACAUAUCCAGGUAGAUUCCCCCCAACACAGGUACAUAAUCAACCUCAACCUUCAAACAACAAUUUGUUGGCACCCACCAAUGCAGGGAACAGUUAUCUACAGGCAUUAUUGUCACAUUCUCCAUCACCUAGCACAAGUCAACUCAACCUGCCAACAAUCAAUCAACAAAAUAACUCGAACGCCAACCAAAGCUCGCAUCUAAGAUAUAAUACUACAUAUCAACAACCUAAUGGGACUACUCUCCAAUACCAACAACCACAACAGCAAAUGGUAUCAUAUGGCCAAAACCCUAACCAAAUGCUCCCCCCACUUCCACAACAGCAGCACCAAUCCCAACAUCAGAAUGUAAGGUUUGCAGCAGCACCGUCCUCAUACAAUGGAGCCCCUAUGCAAGGAUAUCCUAACAAUACUACGUUACAAGGGAACAGACCACAUUCACAGAGUCAAGGCAGUGAAGAGAUCUUGAGUAAUUAUAGAUCGUUACAAAAUCAAGUAAAUUCACUACAGAAUACAUACGGUAGGAUAUGA
Molecule: messenger RNA, 2214 nt
Organism: Naumovozyma castellii
Lineage: Eukaryota; Fungi; Ascomycota; Saccharomycetes; Saccharomycetales; Saccharomycetaceae
Gene: SCD5
Product: Scd5p
Exons: 1
Coding region: 1-2214 (737 amino acids)
Source: RefSeq, a predicted model, not a curated record